GAGAUGUAUACCAUUGGGCAUAAGAAAAAAGAUGGCAGCUUUGUUAGUGAGGAAGCUAGAUCAAAGAAUGACGAAUUACUAGAAGAAAUUGAAGAUGCAUCUGAUGAAGAUGAAGCCUUUGAAAUUGUGUUUGGGAAGGAGCACUCAGGUCGCGUUAGAGGAAUGGGGUUUGGGGUGGUUCCAUCUCAAAUGCGUAAGCGCAAAGCCUGUGCAGAAUCAUCUUCUAACAGUGUUCCUAGUCAAGCUGAGUAUAAUUCCCUUAAAGAAGAGCAUAAUUCCCUUAAAGAAGAGCUUGUCACUUUAAAAGGACAGAUGGCUGCAAUUAUACAGCUUAUGGGUGGUACACUACCCCCUAAUUUGGAUGCAGAUAUGGGCUCCCCAGGAAUAAGAAGAUCAUCUAAUGCGAGUCAUAAUCCAGCAGGCGGUUCAUCACCUAUUGUUCCACCACAACCUUGAAUAUUUUAUGUUGUCAUUCAUUAUGG
Molecule: messenger RNA, 482 nt
Organism: Gastrolobium bilobum
Lineage: Eukaryota; Viridiplantae; Streptophyta; Magnoliopsida; Fabales; Fabaceae
Exons: 3
Coding region: 4-456 (150 amino acids)
Source: RefSeq, a predicted model, not a curated record